Messenger RNA from Closterium sp. Naga37s-1, 3576 nucleotides. NCBI's taxonomy places the organism in Eukaryota, Viridiplantae, Streptophyta, Zygnematophyceae, Desmidiales, Closteriaceae. The record is from the annotation of a GenBank genome assembly.
AUGACUGCAGCACAAAACAUCCCAUUCAUGGAUCAACACGACUAUUCUGUUCGCGGCAGCGCGUCAUCGCAGCGAGUCGACGAGGCAGCGAGCGAGGCCGCCGCGUCGAUCGCCAUGCGUCACUUGCCCGCCGAUCCCGCCACCAUCUUACGUGGCGUUCCCUUUGUAACCGCCGGCGAGCAGCGAUUGCUUCCUUCACUCGAAAUCGCCAGAAGCCAACUAGAAACGUCGGGCGGCGACUUAAAUUUCCCCCCAAAUCGUUGGAAUUUGCCGGUGGGGGCGAGCGCUGGAGUGGUAGUUCCGUUCGGCGCGGAGAAUACCAGCACUGGUAGAGUCGUGCCAGCAGCCGCACACCCUCAUUUGAAUCCCCCCCGUAAUGAAGAACGCUCUUCAGUGUACCGUGAUCUCCCUGGAAGCGCAGCUGAGCUCUCGCUUCACGCCGCUCUCCCCUUGUCCCUCGCAGCUGCAACAACUGCCGUGGGCGUCGGCUCGCCGCUGCAGCUAGCGCCGCAAGUGACCUCUCGAGGCGCUCCUCCGCCCCUGGUGCUAGCAUGCGGGCAGGACGAACAGCAGCACCACAGCGCUGCUGGUGCACGGAGCUCGAGUCGCGAGCACGCACAAGAGGCGCCGUUGAUAGGGUUCCCCUCGUCCCUCCUUCACGCCAUGAAAGCUGGGGUGGCGCCCGGGCACAGUGAGAGCAGCCCAGCGGCAGGAGCGGCGAUUGGUUCGAGGGGCGGACGCCAGGGAACGGCAGCAGGCAGGACGAGCGCAGCAAGCGUGCAGUGGGGCAGCGGCCUUGCUCUGUCUCAGCCUGCCCUGCCUCCGGCUCGUGAGAUCAGGUUCUCUCUGCUGGGUGAACGGGAAUCAGGAGAAGAGGAUAGAGGAGCUGGUAUGGGGAGCGGGGCAGCGGGAGAAGCUCGGGGAGGAGGAGGAGGAGAAGGUGGGGGGCAGAAGGAGGGGCUGAAAGGGCUCUUUGGCCUGGGACAGGCGGAGGCCCCUGGGGCGCAAGGCAUGGCGGCGUUGGUAGCCUACCAACGCCGUGAUGACCCCUGCAGCGGCGCCGCUGCACCACUGCACUCCGCCUUCCCUCAACCUUCUGCUGCUGCUGCUGCUCCUGCUGCUGCUCCUGCUUCUGCUGUUGCUGCUGGUGGUGGUGGUGCGACUGGUGCAGGUGAUCUCAGGCGCACGCUGAGGGGGAGUGUGGGAAGCGAGGUGCAGCAGGAGGGCAGCAAUUGCUUGGGAGGGGCGUUCCUGUCCCUUGGGUUCCCUGGCACCAGUGCCGUGAGCAGCAGUAGCAACGAUGGGCUGCCCCGGAUGCUCACUGCCAGUGAACAGGAGGCACAGGAGCAGGAGCGACAACAGGGGCUCCACCACGGGAAGUUGCUGCAACAGUGGCAGCAACAGCAGCAGCAAACACGGCAGCAGCAGCAGCAGCAGCAGCAGCAGCAGCAGCAGCAGCAGCAGCAGCAGCAGCAGCAGCAGCAGCAGCAGCAGCAGCAGCAGCAGCAGCAGCGGCAGCAGCAGCAGCAGCAGCAGCAGCAGCAGCAGCAGCAGCAGCAGCAGCAGCAGCAGCAGCAGUUGCUGGACCCAGGAGGUUUGCCACCGUGGAGGAACAGUGGAGUGGGGCAAGGCACGGGGGAGGAGAGACAAGGGUCAGUGGGAGGAGGCAGGGACAGUGCAAGGCGAGGCAAUACUAUGCACCAGGGUCCCCAGCACUUCCACGUGAUGGCAAAACAGCAGGAGCCGCUGCUCCCCCCUGCUCUGCAACAAGGCCAGAGAGUGGACGAGGUUGGAGCGAGGGGUCUGUCAGAGCUGUUGCUGCGUGCACGAAGCAGCAGAGAAGUGUCUCCCACUGAUGCUCGCACGCGCGUGGAGGUACGCACGUCCGUCUCCAGAGCGGAGGGGUUACGGGUUGGCCCGCGUGAGGAUGUGUGGCUGGGGUUGGGGGCGGGGCUGGCGCUGCUAGGGGGUGUGGGCGCCAAGGGGGGAGUGGGGGAAGGGAGGGUGGCGGUGGGGGGAGCUGUGGACUCAAGUGCUGGGAUAGCGAUCCGUGGGGCUGGGCGGCCCAGCCCAGGCGAGCUUGCUGCUGCGGCCCUUGCUGCUGGCGCUGUGGGCUCAAGGUAUGGGGAGGGCGGAGAGGUGGGGCAGGAGAGGCACGAGGAGGGCAGGGGCGUGGGGAGUGGGCGAGGAGGUGGCAGGAUAUGGAGUGGGGGGGAGCGGGAGGGCAGUGUGAGUGGGGGGAGCAGUGGGGUGACUGGGAGGGAGGACACGGGGGGGAGUGGGCAGGGAGAAGCAGGGGGAUGGGGCAAAGUGGAUAGCGGCAAAGCAGGCAGGGCGAGCAGCGGAGGGGCGAGCGCGGGGCCUGGGAGAUCCACAGGGGGAGCAGCAGAUGGGGGCUCGGUGGGGGGAGGGAGCAUCGUGCGGGGCGGAGGUGGCAACAGCGACCCGUUCAUCUGCCAGGUGGACAGUUGUGACGUGGAGCUGACGUCACACAAGGACUACUACAGGCGGCACCGCGUGUGUGAGGCACACGCCAAGGCCACGCACGUGCACAUCCAGGGCAAGGCGCAGCGCUUCUGCCAGCAGUGCAGCCGCUUCCACGACCUGUGUGAGUUUGACGACAGCCGUCGCAGCUGCCGCAGGCGCCUGCUAGGUCACAACCGCAGGCGCCGCAAGCAGCAGAACCAGCCGCUGCUGCAAGGCACCCCGCCGCCCCAGCAGCCCCUGGCACAGCCGCUGUCGCAGCAGCAGCAGCAGCAAACGAGCAGCUCUUCUAACCCGUUCUUUCCAAGAACUCGAAACACGGUGGAAGGAAAGGAAGUGGCAGCUGGGGACAGCAGCAGCAGUGGCACCACAUAUCCCCUCACUUGCUCAAGGUCCCGCGAGCCCGUUCCCAAACCCCCGUUUGCCUCCCUCGCCCCUCUCUCCUCUGCUGCAGCCGUCCAGGCAGGGUCAAGUGGGGGAGGUGGUGACCCCCUGUGCGGUAGGCCCGUGCGACAGUUCUCAGCAAUGAGUGCAUGCGGCGAGGCCGGUGAGAACGACAGUCUGCGCGCUGCUGGUGUGACGACCACUGAGGGGCCUGGCCGGGUGGACAGGUCUGAGGCACGCAGAGGAAGUGGAGGAGAGGUGGGAGGAGAUAGGGGAGGAGAGGGGAGGGGUGAGGGAGGAGAGGGGGGAGGAGAGGGGGGAGGCGAAGGAGGUGGAGGAGGAGGAGGGAGAGAAAGGAGGGGAGGAGGAGGAGAAAGAGGCAUGUUAGUUGAAAGUCAAGGGCAUUCACGUGCAUGGGACAUAGUGGAAGGGAAGUCGAGCAGAGCGAAUGAGGUCGGGGAGAUAGGGUUGGGGGGAGGAGAGCGAAGGAGAGGAAGAGGGGAAGCAGAUACAGGGGGAAGAGAGGCGAAUAUGCAGCAAGAGCAGUGGUUGGAGGAUCAGGCAUCUGCUGCCAAGCGACCUAAGACCCAGCCUGGGGUGGGUGAGGCGGCAGCAGGGGGUGGGCAAGGGGAAAGCAGCGGGGCGAAUAGGGGCGAGGAGGAGAGAGAGGCGCAUGUGGUGGGGCGAGGCGAUGUGCCCUUGGGGUAG